UGUUUGCUUAGUCUCGGGAGGUUAUUGAUCAUCUGAUGUUACGCAACAUCACGGGCGUCUCGGCUUCUCACUGCCACUGCACACUGUGGUUGAGCUCGUCGGGUCGGGUGUGCGCUGUCUAGUGUGCUUUUGGUUUAGAGGGACAGAAUCAUACAUAGAUGCUCUGACGGCAGUCAUUCCAAAUGAUUAAGUUGACUUUUUAGUUUGGUGCUGCAAAACUAGUAUGGCCAAAAGGUGGCGAUUGCGCAGGUAGUGCGGUUAGUGCUGCCCACCCGCACCUCUCCAAACCUCUUCAUCUGGAGUUUCAAAAACACAGCAUCGCUUAAACACGAGGAAACUGUAUUACUCUUAAAACAUGACUAUUAAUGUAACAUUUAGAUAUUUGUAAACGUCGGGUUGAUGUUUGGAGUAAUCGUGCGCAAUCCCGGAGCAGAAGCGCAGUGACGGGACCCCGUGAGCGCUUUCGGAUUUUGGCUGCUGGAAAUUGUUCAUCAUGGUGUUGGUAAAGCCCCGUAAGAAGGUGUGCGUCGACUGUGUGGCUUUUGUGUUCUGCUUGGUCUUGUGUGAGUUCGUUUGGGCGCAGAAUGACACGGAGCCCAUCGUCCUGGAGGGGAAAUGUCUGGUGGUGUGCGACUCGAACCCUGCCGACUGGAAGAGCUCGUCCUCGCCGCUCGGCAUCUCCGUGCGCGCGGCCAACUCCAAAGUGGCUUUCUCCGCGGUGAGAAGCAACAAUCACGAGCCAUCAGAGAUGAGCAAUAAGACUAGGAUCAUAUAUUUCGACCAGGUUCUUGUCAACAUAGGAAACUAUUUCACGCUGGAAUCCGUGUUCCUGUGUCCCCGGAAAGGAAUCUACAGCUUUAACUUUCACGUUAUCAAAGUUUACCAGAGCCAGACCAUCCAAGUGAAUUUAAUGUUAAAUGGAAAGCCGGUCAUUUCUGCCUUCGCCGGGGACAAAGACGUCACACGUGAAGCGGCCACCAAUGGCGUCCUCCUGCACCUCAACAAGGAAGACAAAGUUUACCUGAAGCUGGAGAAGGGCAAUCUGGUCGGCGGAUGGCAAUACUCCACCUUUUCAGGCUUUCUUAUAUUUCCCCUGUAAAACACAUGCACUAGAACCACGUCGUCUUUUCUGUCCUGCGAAACAACCGUCAUCGUGUAAGCAGCCCUGAAGGCGUCCGAAUGGAAUCAUAUCUCCAGAUCGUUCAACUGUUGUCUAAAGACUACAUUGUGACAAUGAAUUAUCUGGAGACUGCAGCGCAAUAUCUCAUCUCCCGUCAGCUGACGUUCUUCAUAAACCCUUCCCGGCAGAUUCAACGGCGGACUCAUUGUUGGUUUAGUAAGUGAUGUCAUUUAAAGUUACUGUGUUAGACGUCAGGGGACAUCCGUUAAAUAUAAUCUCGGUUAAAACUGAAAAAGUGAUUAUUGAUUUGAAUCUAGCAUCUUACGCAAACACGAGGAACAACAUUGACACUUUUUAUGUGCUGAGAGGUGUUAAAAGGAAUUUUUCUGUGAUUCACUCAUUGACUUCACACAGUGCACAGUUUGAUUUAACAGAAUCUGUGACAGCAUAUAACAAAGCAUGAUCGGGGUGGGGGGAUGACGUGUAAUUAAGGUGCCAAUUAGUUCAGACAAGCUGCUGUAUCCCCCCAUCCCAAAUUCACUCAUUACAACAUAUCACUCCGUCACUCACGCUUUCUGUAGGUUGGUUUGCUUUGCCGUGUGUUUUGUCUUUGCUUAUGGACAGCAGUUUAUUACACAGGUUGGUGCAAUAUCGUUCUUCAGAGAGUUUGUAAGAAUGCAGUGGCUCUUGCUUAAAGUGUCUCAGUAUUUUGAAGGAAUUCUGUAAUACAUUGUGACUUUUUAAGUGUCAGUCUGGUUCUGGGUCUUGGUUUAAGUCUUAAAGGGAUAGUUCACCCAAAAAUAAAACUUCUGUCAUCAUUUACUCAUCUUCGAGUUCAAAUCUGUGUACAUUUCUUUGUUCUGAUGAACAGAGAGAAUAAUAUUUGGAAGAAUGCUUAUAACCAAACAGUUGUUCUGUUGAACAGAAAAGAAGAUAUUUUGAAGACUCUCAAACAGUUCUGGGCACUUUUGACGACCAUUGUAAUUUUUCCUACUAUUGUAGUCAAUGGGGUCCUAGAACUGUUUGGUUACAAGCAUUGGUCCAAAUAUCUUUCUCUGUGGUCAUCAGAACAAAGUAAUUUAUACAGGUUUGGAACAACUGGAAAGUGAGUAAAAGGAACUAUCCCUUUAAGAUUGAGUCUCGGGUUUGGUUAUGAUCUGCACCCUUGAGGGUUUGAUCUUGACUGCUUAGCAAGUAUUGUGAUGUCAAGUCAAUUUCUUUACUUCAGAUGUAUGGUUAAUUUUUUUCUGAAAAUUCUCUCAAAUGAACAUGACUUCUUAUUAGUGUUCUAUCAUUUUUGUUUCAAUAAACCCAAUAUUUAAUAGGAUAUAAAGUCCAGAACCUAAUGAUUAGUCAAGCAUAUGCUCCAUACAGACCAGCUGUAUUUAAACCUGAAUGGUGUCUACCGCAUGCAAAAGAGAGACCGGUGCGUCUGUAUUUCAUUGUUUUAACAAAGAUUUGAAGAAAUUAAGGCAGGCGAUUUCUUCAUAAUUUGGCCCUAAGUUACUUGACUCGACUGAUGUUGAGGGGCAUUCAUUAUAUUCAAGUGAAGGUAUAUUUGAGCAUUUACACAUUAGGAAGUUUGUGAAUUCUCAGUUUUUUCUGAAAUAGCAUUAACUUCAAUAAGUCAUAAGCCAUAUUCAGACUGUAGUUGUUUUAUAUGGAGCUGUGAUCAUUAUUUACAGGUGCUAGUCUGUGAUUUUAUUGCUGGCUGAACUGAAAAUGUUGUCUCCCAGCACCGGGAGAAAAUUUCUGGCCAAGUUUUCUAUCAUUUUCUGGGUUGUGUGGUCAUUUUAGUCCAAAUCAUAAUCCAAGUUAACAAGGAAAACUGGCCUCUAAUUUGUGUAUUUUCAAUUUUUUUUGAACAAGUGCUGUAGGAUUGAUUCAAACUUUUCAAACUAUUCAGUAGGGCAUUAUAAUGAUAACGACAGGUUGAAUAUGGAUAACAUUGGAGAGGAUCAACAUCUGGAAUAUCUGGUGUUGGAAUAUGGUCAUGUGACCACAUGCAAUUUGUCCUUCUGGAUCUAAGUGCAUUCGUGUUAGUACAGGUGUCAUUUUGAUUUACAAUUACCAUUAGAGAAGUGUAGCAGAUAUAUUUGAAAAUACAACUUUGAGCAAGCUGGAUCUCAGAAUUAGACUUAACCCGUUCAUAGCAAGAAUGAUAACUGUAAAAAUAAUGUUUUAAAAAUCAUUCUAAAUAUAAUUGGUGUGGAUGCUAAUAUAGUUUUUGUUAGUUAUAAUUAUAUUGCAUUUAUAAUUGCAAUCAUUUAAUUAUUAAUUGUACGGCGGGUAAAAACAUUUACCUGUUCAAGAGGUAGAUGGCCUGAGAGAAGAAGGUUGUUUUGGUGCUCCGUGCUCUGUAGCGCCGACCAGACGGCAGCAUUGUGAAGAGAUGAUGGCUUGGAUGCGAGAGAUCCAGGGUGAUUUUCUCAUGUAUACAGUUCUUGGAGGGUGGGCAGGGUAGCACCAACGAUCUUCUCAGCAGUCCGAACCGUCCUCUGUAGUCUUCUGAUGUCUGACUUUGUGGCUGAGCCAAAGCAGACAGGGAUGGAUGUGCGGAGGACAGACUCCAUGACUGCUGAGUAAAACUGUUUUAAUAGAGUUUGUGGUAGGUUGAAUUUCUUCAGCUGAUGUAAGAAGUAACAUGGCAUCCCUUUUAACAUUGUCCGGUUUUAUGUGGCCCUCAUCUGUGUAGAAAGCUUUCAUCAUCUUUAUAUUAUAUGUAAAACACCUAUUUUUAUAUGAUUUACAAUAUUUUCUAAAUGUUUAUAUUUUGUAUUUCACUUUAAGAUUGUUGUUCCUUGCACGUCUUUCCUGAUACUCUGAAAUGAAGAAUCAAAGACAUGUAUAUUUGUUAAAAGGUUACCAAAGUAGAUCAAAAUGUAUCCGAGAACUUGUUUCAGACAUGGAGGGAUUAUCUUUGUGUCAACAGUGAAACAUUUCCAUCAGCUAAGACUGCAGGAGACAC
Molecule: messenger RNA, 4088 nt
Organism: Triplophysa rosa
Lineage: Eukaryota; Metazoa; Chordata; Actinopteri; Cypriniformes; Nemacheilidae
Gene: cbln4
Product: cerebellin 4 precursor
Exons: 3
Coding region: 494-1099 (201 amino acids)
Molecular function (GO): protein binding
Source: RefSeq, a predicted model, not a curated record